Helianthus annuus (common sunflower) is the source of this 1914-nucleotide messenger RNA. RefSeq lists its product as uncharacterized. Bases 1 to 1914 code for a protein of 637 amino acids. The record is from RefSeq and is a predicted model, not a curated record. The transcript has 4 exons. Lineage: Eukaryota; Viridiplantae; Streptophyta; Magnoliopsida; Asterales; Asteraceae.
AUGGCAUGCCCAACUUGUAACCAAGACACUCCUUUAAUAUGUGUAACUGGUAAAUGUGCUUAUGUUGGUCAUCGCCGGUUCUUAGAUGCCAACCAUCCUUGGAGAACAAGUCUCGACUUUAACGGGAGACCCGAGACACGAGACCCUCUAAGACAGUUUAGCCUAGCUGACAUAGAAGCUCAACUCGGUCGUUCAAUUAAUCGUCUACCAGGCAAGCAUCCAGAUUUUGGAUGUGGGAGGAUAACCCGGUCAGAUUUCGAGUUGAACUGGUCCAAAAGAAGCAUAUUUUUUGACCUUGAAUAUUGGUCUUCUCUGCAGUUGAAACAUAACUUAGAUGUAAUGCAUAUAGAGAAAAAUGUGUGCGACAGCUUGCUCGGUACUCUUCUAAUGAACGAUAAGAGCAAAGACACGCCAAAUGCGCGGUCCGACUUGGAAAAACUAAACAUUCGGCCGACACAAUGGCUGAAACAAUCGGGUGGCAAGUUCUUAAGUCCCCACCCAAAGUACUCAUUCAAGUCUGAUGAUCGAAAACUUUUUUGUCAGUUUAUAAAAAAUGUUAAAUUACCAGAUGGGUUUGGAUCUAGUAUCAAUAAGAGGGUGACAGAUAACAAUGCUAACAUUACCGGGUUGAAAUCUCAUGACCGUAAUAUCCUCAUGCAACGUUUAAUACCGAUUGGGGUUAGAGGGCUUUUGACUAAAGAUACAUCUACACCAAUAGUAGACCUUUGUAUGUUCUUUAAGCAACUUUGCUCUAGAACACUAUCGGUGGAUGAUAUCAAGAAAGCAAAGGAUGACAUUGUUACCAUCUUAUGCAAGUUAGAGAUGAUCUAUCCACCUGCGUUUUUUGACAUUAUGGUUCAUUUACUUGUGCAUUUACCUGAUGAAGCGAUUGCGGGAGGUCCAGUUGCUUUUAGAUGGAUGUAUCCAUUUGAAAGAAACGCUGAUGUGGUUGUUGAAAAAAGAAAGUUAUGGGUGUUUGAGUCCAAAUGUCGUCCUGUUGGCGCAACAAAGGACAAAUAUCUAUCAUUCAUUGAAAAAAGCAAGAUGGAAUGGUUGGUCCUCAAAAAUUGCGCAGAAGUUAGGGAGUACAUGAAUGAAUUCAAACAUACACAUCCCCAAGAUGAUCUUAAAACCAAAUUUCCGGGACGGUUUCUCCAUAAGGUCCAUUCGAUGAAAACACAAAAUUCUCCAGAAUUCCACCCGGAGUUGUAUGCUCUUUCAAUUUGUGCGAAAAUGACUGCAUACACUUACACUGCUUGCAUAGUCAACGUUGUUAGAUUUAAGACACUUGAACGUGAUGCAAAAUGCACAACGCAAAACUCUUGGGUGGAAGUGGUUGGAGAGAACGGUGUGAAAUUUUUUGGCCAAUUGGAAGAAAUUAUUGAGUUGCGUUAUACAAAUAAUUAUUCCACUGUCCUAUUUCGGUGCAAGUGGUUUGAUACUCGAAGGGGUGUAAACCAAGACAAUAAUAUCACCAGUAUAAGCGCUGAACGUGAAUGGGACAAAGACGAUCAACUCAUAUUUGCUUCGCAAGCCAAACAAGUGUUCUUCAUCCAAGAAACGUCUCGAAACCAAAAAAACAAACAUAGGUGGGUAGUCGAAAAUGUUAAUCAUCGAAGAAUUUGGGAUCAGCCAUUAAGUGAUGAUGACCGCGUCAAUAAGGUUCAAAAUGUUGACAAAGGCUUAGAAGAUAAUGACGUUGUCGACAACAACUCUUCAUCUGACUGUCCACUUGUCAUUGACUUGACCCAAUACUUUCAAAUUGGAUCUUCUCAUGUUACUGCGGGUGAGCCUUCAAUUGAAGUUGAUCCCCCAACGGCUACCGUCGAUGAAGUGUUUGAGGUCGAGUCUGAUUGUGAUGAGGUCGAGGCUGAUUGUGAUGAGGAUGAUCCCGAUUAUGUGGAGUCUGACUAA